Rotaria sp. Silwood2 is the source of this 297-nucleotide messenger RNA. The record is from the annotation of a GenBank genome assembly. Lineage: Eukaryota; Metazoa; Rotifera; Eurotatoria; Philodinida; Philodinidae.
AUGUCUCAACUUUGCCGUAUCAUACCUCGUGCAACAUGGAACGUACUCUAUGUAUCACGUAUGAGUGCACAUAAUCUUCCACCUGGUACACCUGUUAAAGUAUCUGAAGCUAAAGGUGGACAUCAUAUUGUUUCUGGUUCUGGUCAAUUUAUUGCUACAGAUGGUCCAUCUGCUACCGGACGAUUAGGAGUUGGUGGUGGUAGUAGUGCUAGUAUGUUACCAGGUGCCCAAACAGCUCAUAAUAAAGCCGCACAUCAAUCCCAUAGUUCAACAAGUAGCACAAAUAAAAAGUAUUAA